CGUGGCCGACUUCAAUGAGCGCCCUUGCAGUACAGUGACGCCCUCCAUGAAGGGCAAUCACGCGCGUCCCGACACAAUUCUCGAUUCGCGUGGACGAUCGUCUAGAAGGUGCGAAUAGAUUUUCAAGAUAUUCCUCACCGUACGAAGAUGGCGUUCCUGAUCGCGUUCAGCUCUGUCGUGGUUGUCAGCUUCGUUACUAGUGCACCUGUUAAAAACAAUGCCACCGUUCCCUAUAGCGGCGGAGACGCGGAAAACACAAUCGCAAGAAGCCAUGUGACCGAAGUCACGACAGACACCGAAGUACCCGAAGUCACGAUCUUCAAAACAGACAAAAGGAGUGACAGGGAAAAGUUUUUCGAAGCAGUGAGAAGCGCGAGAAAGCUGUGGAGCGGGGACUACAUGUACCAGCGGGACAUUCGCAUAACCAGACCACAGCUGGCUCAAAUCUACGGCGUCGACACCUCGAAGGACGAGACGUACUACGCGUGGCCCAACGCUACGGUGCCGUUCUCGUUCGGAAGAAAAGUUGUCGACUUUGCGCGAGAUAUUCGCGACGCCAUGAGACACUGGGAACGAGAAACGUGCGUUCGCUUUGUCGAGACGACGGAGAACACCGUCGACACGGAUCAAGUCCGCUUCGUACAGUCUCGUUGGGCUUACUCCUAUCUCGGAAAGCAAGGAGGGGCACAGAAGUUUGGAAUACCAAGCAAGUUUUUUCCCGACACGCGCUACGUUCACCUGCUCGGUCACACGCUCGGCCUGCGACACACGCAUGCCGACAGCGACCGGGACACGUUAUACCACGUGGCCUGGGACACGGUACCGGAGCGGUACCGGUACAACUUCGACCAAGAGAGUCCCGCCUACGGGCCGCGCACCAAGAUCGACCCGCUAGAGUCCGAGUUUGAGUUCGACUGGAGUUCCGUCAUGGCCGACGAGAGCGAGAGUGUAGAGGGCGGCGUCGACUUCAUGCUACAAGACCGAAGAGCUGUUUAUCCAUCAGACCCCUUCUACCUGUACCGAACGACGUCGACAGAACGUGCUUCUUUCCUUGAAUACAAGAAGGUCAACCAGCUCUACAAAUGUAAUGAGAGAUGUCCGAACGUAAAAAUCAGCCGAUGCCAGCACGGCGGCUACCUGGGACCGAAGUGCAACUGCGUGUGCCCGCCAGGUACAGUCGGGGAUCACUGCGAGCACAGGUCGACCAAUGCCAAGAAAGAUAUCUGUGGAGAAGUGCUUCAAGACAACAAGACGCUUCACUUUGUUUCGCAACCUUCGAGUUACCACUGCACGUGGUGGAUCAGGGCACCUCAGGGAGGCCACGUGAGCGUCACGUUUGCCGACUUGUCCGCCGACAACUCCACCCAUAGUGUCGGCAGUUGUGACCUGUACUUCGAGCUCAGAAACCGCGACCUCUACAAAGGAGAAAGGUACUGCUGGUACGAGCUACCGCUGAACGAACCACUGUUUGCGAAGAAGAAAGACUUUCUUGUCGACUACUUUGGCUCCAAGAACGCAAACUUCAAUUUCACUCUGACAGCGACGGUGUACGCGUGAGUGCACGGGGCAUAAUAUGCGCCAGCGGCUAGCCAUGCUCAACAACUGUGGGCCUCUCUAAGAGCAUGGAGAACCGACGGUUCCGUGGUUGUCUCUGUCUGCCUUCGAAGCUGUGCCAGCUCGCGUGAAGCACUUGAACACCUUAUCUUGUCCCACGUCCUUACAUGGCGUGUAUAUCCCUAUAGAUAUAAGAGUGCUAGGGCUAAAGACGACUAUUGAAGUAUGCCUGUUCGCGGGAGGGUGUGCGGCCUGCUGACUCCCCUUUAAUUAACUUCUUCGCUACUUGCGUCCACGUUCACGAACACGACUUCCUAAAGAAACUACUCAAGGAGUCGUUCAGUGCCACUGAAAGCUCGCGCCAUUGUCGUCCAGCGCCCUUUGACCAUGCGUACGUAUCUACCACGCCAUCUCCCGAUGGAGAGAGAGGGUGUCCAGUUUCGUGUAGCCAUGCACCCUCUCUCUCUCUCUCUCUCCAGAAGACGUGGUGCCGCGUCAAAAAGCCACACGCUGACGCAAUGCAGCGGCUAUGUACGGUCAGGCCUUUACACGUACUCCAAGAGUGACCAGCGGAAGUCAACUUCAGCGGCUGGUUAUUGGCAUUGGCACAGCCAAGGUAGAGAUACUGUAUAUGCUACCUUUAGGUAGCAUAUACAGUAACUCUAAGCCAAGGGGUAACACACCAUGCACCCCCCCCCUCAAAAUUUUUCUCUUUAUAGCAUACAAAGCACAGUAUGACGCAUGACCCACAUCUGCCGGCCCCGCCCGCACUUCCCCCUUCCCCGAGAAAAUCUGCCUACGUCCCUAGUCACUUGAGUGCACACAAGAGAAAACGAUGGCGACAAGUUCACGCAGCGCGAAGCUGUAUGCCUAGGCCCGAAUAAAAGUUUCAUGGUCCAUUUUUUUUUCAUGCAAAUUUGUGUGAACAUGAGUUAUGCUAUUUGUCCGUGCAAUGGGAUUUGUCUAAAAAAUGUGACAGUGAUCUUUUGUGAUAGCUUUUGUUGUUGUUGUUUUCCUGUGGAUUGUUUGAAGGUAUUUUCGUGUCUACGCAAGCACAGGUGACGGUGCGUCCUCUUUAUUAUUAUUUUUUGUGUGUGUGGUACUCACACUCUGAUUCUCUGCGUCGGCGCAUGUUGGAGUUAUGUUUCUGUUUUCUUUCCAAGCAGCGAGUCGAUGCUUUUCAGGGGGGGGGGGGGGGGGGAUAACGCUGCAUGGUAUUGAGUAUGAAAACCACGCAUGAAAGAGGACAUGGAAAUUGGGACUGAGCUGCUUUUUGGCCUACCUCAACGAGCAGUACAACGCAAGGCUACCUUAAGCGUGACAAUAUUUGAAGCACUGAGAUUCAUAAUUCACAUUUACCGAGGCUGUUUCCGCGAUGUUCGCAACCAAUGUCACCGUAUGUGGUCAUCCGUUCUUACCCUUUGAAAAUGAAAUUUUUGUCGCAAUUUUCUUUCUUGGAAGUUGUGAAGCCAUGUGAAAUAAAAUUCUGCAAAUUUUACCUGCUU
Messenger RNA from Rhipicephalus microplus (southern cattle tick), 3059 nucleotides. RefSeq names its product zinc metalloproteinase nas-26. The record is from RefSeq and is a predicted model, not a curated record. Lineage: Eukaryota; Metazoa; Arthropoda; Arachnida; Ixodida; Ixodidae. Gene Ontology annotation, molecular function: metalloendopeptidase activity; zinc ion binding. Gene Ontology annotation, biological process: proteolysis.